AGGAAAUGAGAUAAGUUGUGCAGUCUAUUUUGUGCAAUCGUUUGAGAUGGAUGCAUGGAUUGAUAAAGUUGCAUUGGUAACUGGUGCCAGUGCUGGUAUAGGUCAAGAAAUUACACGACUUUUAAUUGAGGCUGAUGUUAAAGUUGUUGGAUUGGCACGUGGUAUUGAUAAAAUGCGUGAAUUUCAAAAAAUUUUAAACAACAACAAUAACAGCAACAAAAAAGAUCGUUUUUAUCCAAUUAAAUGUGAUUUAACAAAUGAAAAUGAUAUUUUGGAUGCAUUUAAAUGGAUUAAAAAUAAUUUACAAGGCGUUGAUAUUCUUAUCAAUAAUGCCGCUGUUCUUGUUAGUGGAAUGAUAAUAGAUGGUAAAACGGAAGAUUUCCGAAGAACAAUGGAAAUGAAUGUUAUUGCUCCGGCAAUAUGCAUCAGGGAGGCUGUGAGGUCCAUGAGAGAAAGAGGAGUGAAGGGUCAUAUCAUUAAUAUCAACAGUAUAUUUGGACACGAAGCAGUUCACGUCCCAUCUGUCUAUUCGAAUCUUUACGCUCCUAGUAAAUUUGCUCUGACAGCAAUGAGCCAACAGGUGCAGGCUGAAUUAAAAGAUAUAGAAAGUGGGAUUAGACUUACAAAUUUAAGCCCAGGCUUGACGAGAACUGAUAUGACAACAAAAUUGUGUUCAAUGUUUCCCUAUGUUGAAGCAAAAGACAUUGCCCAAGGUGUUAUUUAUGCUUUAUCAGUUCCCUCUCAAGUUUUGGUGAGACAAUUGUCAAUUACUCAUCAAGCUGAGUAAAAAGUAUAUUAUUUUAAUAAAGAAAGAAAAUAUAUUUUCUUUAAUUAAAUAUUAAUUUUUCAAAAAAAUUGUAUUGAUUUUUAAUCAAUAAAAAACGUGUAAUCUCAA
Messenger RNA from Leptopilina boulardi, 895 nucleotides. RefSeq names its product dehydrogenase/reductase SDR family member 11-like. The transcript has 5 exons. Bases 47 to 787 code for a protein of 246 amino acids. NCBI's taxonomy places the organism in Eukaryota, Metazoa, Arthropoda, Insecta, Hymenoptera, Figitidae. The record is from RefSeq and is a predicted model, not a curated record.